Messenger RNA from Acromyrmex echinatior (Panamanian leafcutter ant), 2656 nucleotides. RefSeq names its product trafficking protein particle complex subunit 12. Gene Ontology annotation, molecular function: protein binding. Lineage: Eukaryota; Metazoa; Arthropoda; Insecta; Hymenoptera; Formicidae. The record is from RefSeq and is a predicted model, not a curated record. Gene Ontology annotation, cellular component: TRAPP complex; Golgi apparatus.
GGCGCUGAUAAUGCACAUUUUAGAAAUUGGAGCAAAUAACCUCAAUUAGAGAAUAACCUUUUAUUGUCAAUAGUUAGCAUUGAGAGUUUUGUGACUUUGACAGCCGUGAUAUUGCGAAAUAUUUGCUGCAGAAAUUUUUGAAAUUUUUGCGAAUACUAAAAUAUUGAGAGAAUAUAAAAUAGGCAUUUAUAAAUAGAAAGAAGCAAAGGAAAAGUCUCGAGUUUGAUAUGUGUAAUAUAUGUACAUUCGACCCUUAGGCUAAAAUAAUUUAAUUACAAGAAAGAAAUGGCAGAAAAUAAUACCAUCAAGUCAAGAGACAGAGACAUGGACAUUAACGUGGAUAUCAGUCGUUAUUUAAACAGUGCGCCGCCUACGAUUUUCGAUGAGAUCAUCGCAUUUCAGAAGCCUGGUUUAUUCGAUGUACAAUCGGCUACUAUGAGUCGAGUCUGCGACUAUGAUCCUUUAUUCGAUAGUGGACAGACAAGCGCCUUUGACGCAGAUUCUCUGUGUACAUCCACGACUUCAUUGUUGGAUGCUACAGUUAAUCGGAUCGAGCAUAGCACAUUGAAUGAUGCCUAUAGAGACAUAUGGAUAUCAUCGGAACAUACUCGCAAGAUAUUACAAUCUAUUGCAACCACUGCAACUGGUACAAGCCACUUGGACCAUGAGAAUCUCACUAUGCCUGGACUGGCAGUACAGGGUGAUAUGCCCGAUUUAAUCAAAAAUGCCUCUAUCCACUUCCUAGGUGAGGACGAGAAUAUCCAUCGGAAUGUGCUUACAGCGUCUGACGUGACACAGGAUGAACGCGGUCUAAGAAAUCUGAUACAAGCUGGCUGCUAUCGAGCAGCGGUUAAUUUAUCUGGUAGAUUGCUGGCUAUCUAUGCUCAGGGCUAUGGCAAGAUUAAUCAACCCAGUAAGCACACACCUCAUUCUCUGCAGCUCUGGUAUACAAGACUGUCACUUUUGGCCAAAUUGCGGCAGAUGGAUGUACUGGAAAACGAGUCGAAGCCGUUCGGCAAUUUAGACAAACCUGAUAUGUAUUUCACUUUUUAUCCUGAAUUAUAUGGCACCAGACUAGGUUCCAUGGCAUCAUUUGCAUUUAGAUUAUUACUAGCAGAAAUUCCAUCUUACUAUGGUAAACCGAAACAAACAUUAGAAAAUUUGUACAAAUUAUUAGCGAUCGUUAAUCAAAUUGUAGCCAAUUUCCAAGCGGGUUUCAGUGAUGAGGGAAUGUUUGCAAAAAUCAGUGAAUCUGAUCAGCAAGAUGCUGUGAAACUAUGGACUGCCAGGAAAUCUAGAAUCUUGGUCUCCGUCAUCAAUUGCGCUAUUGGCAUGAGAAAUUACAUUCUCGCGAUAGAGAUACUAGAAGAUCUAUGCAAGUUACCUGAUUGGACUAUAGAACAGAUAGGUAUCUUAAGGUCAGCCAUAGGAAGGGUACAUUUGUUUCUUGGUGAUGUUACAGCAGCAGAAAAAUUUCUUGUCCGCAUUAAUAAGGAGGAAAAGGCAACAAGUGUCAGAGAGCUGGUUGAUAAUGGUUUAAUGGCAGUUGCGCAGAAUUCCUUUCAAGAAGCCUACAACUGCUUCCAAACUGCAUCGACGAUGGACCCGUCCAACGUAAUGUUGAUUAAUAAUAUGGCAGUGUGUUUGUUGUACACUGGUCAGCUGAAAGCAGCUGUGUGGUUAUUUGAGAGCAUUGUUAAUAGAAAUCCGUUAAGAAGUCUGCAAGAACCGAUUUUACUGAAUAUGUGUACGUCUUAUGAACUACAUACGACGCACUGUAAGCAACCGAAAUUACAUCUAUUGCGACAGCUAAAUAGAUACAAGGGUGAUGCUGCCGAUAUUCAGUGUUUAAAACUAGCGAUGUAAUAUUAGUCAUGAAUUAUCAUAUUGUUAACGUUAACACAUUGCGAUCCGAGCCCGUUAUUUUUACGAGUUAUAUAUUGUAGUUUAAUUUAUAAACAAAUGUAUAAAAAUACUACGAGGAUUCAACGCAAAUACUCACAGUGUCGUUUUUUUUAAACUUAAUCUAAAUUAUAAAUUCUAUCAGUUUUAUUAAAAAUUAUGUUUGUUAAAAAUUAGAAAAAAUUAACUAAAUUUAAUUCUGCAAUUUUUUAUUAGUUUUCUUAUGUUUGGAAAUGAGACCACCGAUACUUUGACUAAAUACUUUGACCACCGAUUACAAUUUUUGCUAUUAUUUUUUAGUUUAAUUGCUCAAGCUGUACUUUGGAUCGGAUCACAAAGCGUUAAGCCUCAGGGAAGAUGUAAAUGUGAUAUUAAUAAAAAUAAAAGUAUGUUUUGUUAUAUAUUCAGGCUCUGAACUUUUUUCUUUUUUUAUUCUCAUAUCACUAUUAAUAUAUAAUAUGUUAUUUACUAUGUCAUGUUCUACCAACGUACUUUGCCUUAUACUGCGGUCAAUUAUAUAUAAAAAGUAUGUGAUUGCGCGUCCCGAAUUUCCCUCCCAGGGUAAUCGAUCACAUAAAAAAUACAACAGCGGAGCAUCAAAGUAAAAUAGCCUUUAUUACAUCGUGAAACGAGGACAAUUUAACGAAUGUUCAACAAUUGCUAUAGUUUUCUCUCCACCUCACACUCUCUCCCUCGCUCUAUUUCUCUUUUCUUUUUUUGCUCUCGCACGUGCCACUGAACACGUGAUUUGCGC